Molecule: messenger RNA, 576 nt
Organism: Capsicum annuum
Lineage: Eukaryota; Viridiplantae; Streptophyta; Magnoliopsida; Solanales; Solanaceae
Exons: 2
Coding region: 1-576 (191 amino acids)
Source: RefSeq, a predicted model, not a curated record
AUGGCGACUAAUGACAAUCCAGAAUCUGCUUCAACUGCUCCUUCUAUUCCCUCUAAUGGCAUCGAUUACAAUCAUCCUUUAUUUCUUAGUGCAUUAGAUGUGAGUGGUCGUAAUAAAUUAGGAAUGGUUGAUGAUUUUUGUACAAAAGAUAAAUUUUCUGGGCUGAAAAAUCAUUGGGAGAGGGUGAAUGCUAUUGUUUUGUCUUGGGUUAUGAAUUUUGUUGGAAAAGGGCUUCUUGGAGGUAUCAUGUAUGCCUCAAGUGCCCAAGAAGUUUGGGAAGAUUUGUUUGAGCGUUUUAAUAAGGUGGAUAGCUCAAGAACUUUAAACCUACAUAAAGAGAUUGCCACUCUUACUCAAGGAACUGAUUCUGUGUCUGUGUAUUUCUCUAAAUUGAAGGGAUUAUGGGAAGAUUUUGAGGCAUUAGUUCCAACUCCUUGUAACUGUGAUAAAUCAAAUGAGUUUGUAUUGCAUCUUCAUAAAUUGAAACUUUUCCAGUUUCUUAUGGGCUUGAAUGACUCUUACUUGCAAGCAAGAAGUCAAAUUCUACUUAUGUGUCGAAUACCGUCUGUUAAUUAG